AAACUUGGUGUGUGUGUGUGUGUGUGUUUGCUGACACAAAAAGUGGAAAAACUUGACAGCAGCCACACCAAACUUCAAUCAAACCCCCAUUAUAUAACAAACCAACCAUUUGUAUAUAUGCCCUCCUAAUCUACACUGAUUAAUUAACACAACCCCAACUUAUUAAUUAAAGCAUCCCACACACAUGUUUUCAUGUCUCCUUUUCUCUUUCUAAUCCUACACUCUUUUGGAUUCAUUCACGGCCAUGAUCAUUCUCAACAAAACUGAUCACACCACUUUUUCCACACCUUCAUAAUCAAUUCAUCUCCUCUCCCUCUCCCUCAACUCCAUAAUCAAGAACUCACAAAACUGAUCAAAAGUUGAUUGGGUUUUGGUUGAAGAAUGGAGGCGUGGCGGUGGCAGAGCAAGGCGUGGACUAAAGAAGAGAACAAGCGGUUCGAGAGCGCGCUGGCGAUCUUCGACGAGAAGACUCCCAACAGAUGGUUUAAGGUUGCAGAGAUGAUUCCUGGGAAAUCUGUUUAUGAUGUAAUAAAUCAGUACAGAGAGUUAGUUGCAGAUGUUAGUGAUAUAGAGGCAGGUUUGGUCCCCAUUCCUGGCUACUUGGCUUCUUCAUUUACAUUGGCAGAUCAUGCCGAUUGCGAUUUUGAUGUAUUUAGGAAGAGGCCCAAGAAUAAUUGCUGCGAUCAAGAACGCAAGAAAGGGGUGCCAUGGACUGAGGAAGAACACAGGCGGUUCCUGCUGGGGCUGGAGAAGCACGGCAAAGGGGACUGGAGGAACAUAUCGAGGAACUUCGUGGUGUCGAAAACGCCGACGCAGGUGGCGAGCCACGCGCAGAAGUACUACCUGCGCCAGCUCUCGGGGGCCAAGGACAAGAGGCGCCCCAGCAUCCACGACAUCACCACCGUGCACCACCCCGUUAUCAACGACGGCCACGGCCAGGAGCCUCUGUUGGAUAAAUUUGCUCGUAAUAUUGUUUCCACAAAUGCAGCUGCUGCAGCUUCGGCUAUGGAGAGCACUCCGAGGAUAGUGAUGGAUUGGAGCCACAAGAACGAGGCGGCGGCGGCGGCUCUCGUGUGGCGCUUCUUGCCUCGACGUUGAUAUACUAAUGUGUAGCUGUCUGAAAAUGACUGUGUAUGUAUGUCCAUCAUCAUCAACAACAACAAAUGUUGUCUUGUGCUGUGCUGUGCUGUGCUGUAUGAAUUGUGCUUGUCUACUCAAA
Molecule: messenger RNA, 1219 nt
Organism: Salvia miltiorrhiza (redroot sage)
Lineage: Eukaryota; Viridiplantae; Streptophyta; Magnoliopsida; Lamiales; Lamiaceae
Product: transcription factor DIVARICATA-like
Exons: 2
Coding region: 382-1098 (238 amino acids)
Molecular function (GO): DNA binding
Source: RefSeq, a predicted model, not a curated record